Molecule: messenger RNA, 4680 nt
Organism: Scleropages formosus (Asian bonytongue)
Lineage: Eukaryota; Metazoa; Chordata; Actinopteri; Osteoglossiformes; Osteoglossidae
Gene: megf10
Product: multiple EGF-like-domains 10
Exons: 25
Coding region: 302-3700 (1132 amino acids)
Biological process (GO): heterophilic cell-cell adhesion
Molecular function (GO): scavenger receptor activity; protein binding
Source: RefSeq, a predicted model, not a curated record
UGUGGAGCUUCAUCCAUCAUCCUUGAUCAUCACCCUUGAUCAUCGCUGCUCAGCCCAGGGUGGGAUGCGCUGGAGCGCUCCUGUGCAUCUUUGCCAUCCUUCUCAUGUCCGUGCGCUUCCGUUCGGACCCCAGACCCCAGGCGUGACUCCACCUGGAAACUUGUCCAUCUGCGUCUUCUUCUUCUCCUUCUGCUUGAACCUGUCAUCAUCUGGAUGAACUUGUGUCCCAAGAACAUCGUGAAGACGGUGGAUCCAUGAGCCUGAGGAGGAUCCCCACACUUGCAUAGACAAGGUCUCGCAGAUGUUGGCAAAAAUGGUCACCCCCGCACAUCGCUUUGGCUUCACCCUGGUGGUCCUUGCGUGGUGUCUUCAGAAGACCACCUUGUCCCUCAACCUGGAGGAUCCAAAUGUGUGCAGCCACUGGGAGAGCUACUCAGUGAUCGUGCAGGAGUCCUACGCCCACCCCUAUGACCAGAUUUAUUACACCAGCUGCACCGAUAUCCUCAAUUGGUUCAAGUGCACGCGACACAGGGUAAGCUAUAGGAUAGCGUACCGGCGAGGAGAGAAAACCAUGUACCGCCGCAAGUCCCAGUGCUGCCCCGGCUUCUUUGAGAGCAGAGAGAUGUGUGUCCCCCAAUGCGCCGAGAAAUGUGUCCAUGGUCGCUGCAUGGCCCCCAACACCUGUCAGUGUGAGCCAGGCUGGGGGGGGCCAGAUUGCUCCAGCGCCUGCGAUAGCAACCACUGGGGGCCCCACUGUAGCAACCGCUGCCAGUGUAAGAACGGGGCACUGUGCAACCCCAUCACGGGCGCCUGUCUGUGCACCCCGGGCCACAGAGGGUGGCGCUGUGAAGAGCGCUGUGAAGCAGGCAUGUACGGUGCCGGGUGCCAGCAGCGAUGCCAGUGCCAGAAUGGGGCAUACUGCGACCACAUCACCGGGGAGUGCCGCUGCUCGCCAGGAUACACGGGAGCCUUCUGCGAGGACCUGUGUCCGCCAGGGAAACACGGACAGCAGUGCGAGGAGCGUUGUCCUUGCCAGAAUGGGGGUAUUUGUCAUCAUGUGACAGGCGAGUGCUCCUGUCCUCCUGGAUGGAUGGGCACCGUGUGCGGGCAGCCCUGUCCGGAGGGCCGCUUCGGGUCGAACUGCUCCCAGGAGUGCCAGUGUCACAACGGAGGGACCUGCGUGUCGUCAACGGGACAGUGCCUCUGUAGCCCCGGGUACACAGGAGAGAGGUGCCAGGACGAGUGCCCUGUCGGGAAGUUCGGUGUGGACUGCUCCCAAACAUGCCGCUGUGAAAAUGGUGCCGAAUGCUACCAUGUUAGUGGGGCGUGUCUCUGUGAGCCGGGCUACACCGGGGAGCACUGCGAGGUCCGACUCUGCCCCGAGGGGGUCUACGGUUUCAGGUGCGACAAAGGGUGUCCCUGCCAGGCCGACAACACGUACAGCUGUCACCCAAUGUCGGGGGAGUGCACCUGCCACCCGGGCUGGUCAGGACUCUACUGCAAUGAGACGUGUGCCCCGGGCUUCUUUGGCGAGGCCUGCAGGCAGGUGUGCCGGUGCCAGAAUGGUGCAGACUGCCACAGUGUGACCGGGAUGUGCAUCUGUGCCCCCGGAUUCAAGGGGCCAAACUGCUCCACGCUGUGUCCCCCAGGGACCCAUGGGGUCAACUGCUCCUCCCUGUGCGGCUGUAAGAAUGACGCCACAUGCUCUCCUGUGGAUGGGUCGUGCUCCUGCAAAGCAGGUUGGCACGGCGUGGACUGCUCCAUCAACUGUCCAAGUGGAACCUGGGGUCUGGGCUGCAACCGCACCUGCCACUGCGCCAAUGGAGGAGCCUGCGACGCGCUCAACGGGGAGUGCACGUGCGCCCCUGGCUGGAGGGGUGAGAAGUGCAACUUUCAUUGCCAGGACGGCACCUAUGGGAUGGACUGUAAGGAGAACUGCGACUGCAGCCGCGCCAACGGCUGCCACCCUGCCACGGGGUACUGCCGCUGCUUGGCCGGCUGGACAGGGAUUCACUGUGACAGCGUGUGCCCCGAGGGCCGCUGGGGGCCCAACUGCUCGCUCUCCUGCAACUGCAAGAACGGAGCAUCCUGCUCCCCCGACGAGGGCACAUGCGAGUGCGCUCCCGGAUAUCGCGGCACCACCUGCCAGCGCAUCUGCUCCCCUGGGUUCUUUGGCCACCGCUGCAGUCAGGCGUGUCCCCAGUGCGUGCACAGCAACGGGCCGUGCCACCACGUCACGGGCCAGUGUGACUGCCUGCCGGGCUUCAAGGGGGCCCUCUGCAACGAAGUGUGUCCCAGUGGCCGAUUCGGGAAGAACUGCGCUGGGGUGUGCACCUGCACCAACAACGGCACCUGUAAUCCCAUCGACGGCUCCUGCCAGUGCUACCCAGGGUGGAUUGGCAGUGACUGCUCCCAGCCCUGUCCGCCAGGCCAGUGGGGACCAAACUGCAUCCAUACCUGUAACUGCCACAAUGGGGCUUUCUGCAGCGCCUACGAUGGGGAGUGCAAGUGUACCGCCGGCUGGACGGGCCUCUACUGCACACAGCGCUGCCCGCUGGGUUACUACGGGAAGGACUGUGCUCAGACCUGCCAGUGUCAGAAUGGCGCUGAUUGUGACCACAUCUCUGGCCAGUGCACCUGCCGCACCGGAUUCAUGGGUCGGCACUGUGAACAAAAAUGCCCCCCUGGCUCCUACGGCUAUGGCUGCCGCCAGGUAUGCGACUGCCUGAAUAACUCCACCUGUGACCACAUGACGGGCACCUGCUACUGCAACCCAGGCUGGAAGGGGGCCAGGUGUGACCAAGCUGCCGUGAUCAUCGUGGGGAACCUCAAUAGCCUGACCAGUGCUGCCGUCCCGGCCGACUCCUACCAGAUCGGUGCCAUCGCGGGCAUCAUCGUCCUGGUGCUGCUGGUCCUCUUCCUCCUGAUCCUCUUCGUCAUCUACAGGAAGAAGCAGAAGGGCAAGGAGCCGGCCAUGCCGGCCGUCACGUACACCCCGGCAAUGCGUGUGGUGAACACAGACUACGCCAUGGCAGAAGCACUUCCUCAGACUGGCGAAGCCCAUCCGAACAGUAACUACUUCUCGAACCCAAGCUACCAUACGCUGACUCAGUGUACGAGUCCACCGCAUGUCAACAACAUCCCCUAUGGGAAGCAGGCAAAAAACAACCAGCUCUUUGUAAACCUGAAGAAUGUGGACCAUAGGAAACGGCUGCCAUUGAUGGACCACACGGGUACUCUACCUGCAGGCUGGAAACAGGGCGGUGGUUUCAACGAACUGGGAGCGUAUGGAGUUGACAGACGUUACAUGGGAAAGUCUCUUAGAGACCUGGUGAAGGGGACCCCCUACCACGCCAGCUCCUGCUCCCUGAACAGUUCGGAGAACCCGUACGCCACCAUUAAGGACCCGCCCCUUCUGGUGCCCAAAAACUCCGAAUGUGGUUAUGUGGAGAUGAAGUCGCCUGCUCGACGAGAUUCACCCUACGCGGAGAUCCACGGCUCAAGUCCCACCAGCAAGAACGUGUAUGAAGUUGAACCCACAGUGAACGUGGUCCAUUCCUCCAGCCACAGCAACAACAGUGGUCCCUUUGGCCAAGACCCAUAUGAUCUACCAAAGAACAGCCACAUCCCCUGUCAUUACGACCUUCUGCCCACACGGGACAGUCCCCCCUCCCCCCACAAGGAGCUGGGUAGCGAAUGAGCUCUCAGAGACACAAAGAGACCACGCCCCCACCGUGGCUCAGCCAAUCAAUGGCCUUCGUGUGCUGCCUUUUUUUUCCCCCACUGUGCUCACUUGCUGCAUAUCCCAUCACUAUUUUAUUACUUGUUUAAUUUGCUUUUAUUUGUUUUUUUAAUCACUAUUAUCAUUCUUAAUCUUGCUUGUCGCAGACACUUUCACAUAAGUCUCCUAGUUUCUAGCUACUGUCAUCUUCUGUAUGCAAACAAGUGCACCAGCGGUUUGCUAAGUAUAGUGUGGAGAGGGAUGAGAAUUUGGUUUUAUAUUUUUUAGCUUCUGCAUCCAGUUACACAGGUGGCAAGACAGCAAAUAUGCUUCAGAUAAGAAAAUCAUCACUAUGUCCAUCAACUGGGUAAGCUAAAAGAAACUGGAUGGGUGAAUGGAUUGAUGGACAAAUGCAUAUUUAAGUCAUUCUGUUCAAUUAAAACUCAUAUCAAAUGAUCCGUAGAAAACAAAUAUGAAAGAAACUUCUGGAUUUCUUUAUAAAAAAAAUAACUUGUUAUAACAGCGUUAUAACGAGAUCCGUGGGAUGAAUGAAUAACAACCCCGUACUGUAACAUCACUGCGUGUUCUGCAUUAUUUUUUGUGUUGCUGAGGAAGCUUAAUACCGCUUAAUUUCAAAAGGGUUGUUUAGUAAUAAAGUUAACCAAAGAACAAUAGAAACAGUAUUUCCCUGCUGGAUAUUUUUAUUUUUUAUCACAAAAGAAGUCAUUUUAAAGGACCAAGGCACUAUAUGUACUGUUAUUAGUCUAUCUGUUAAUUUCUGAACAUUCAGACAUUUUGCUUGUACUGCCUUACACCAUAAAGUACAGUUCCAGUGCAAAGUAUGAGUAUACUUCUUGGAAACUAGUUUUUUUUUUUUUUUUUUUUUUUUAAAACUUAAAUUUCAUCUGGAAAUUAACUUCUGUGUCUUCCCAGCUCUUUUGCACCAAGAUGCACUUUUA